AAUUUCAAUGGGUUCUACUUCGCUAGAAAUCGCUCGCGAUCAGUGGCCUGAACUGAGAAAUUUAUAUGCCAGUGAUCGCACAAAUCUCACUGGUUUUGACCUUAUCGAAUACUUUAUAAACUACAAGCCCACACCCAGUGUCGAGUCAAUUAAGAUAUAUACAACCGAUAAGGAUUGGAUUAUACAUGGCAGCUAUAUACUUACACAUCAUUUUGAUACCAAGGCAUAUAUUUACCUUGAUACCGUUAGAGGUUCCCUUGAAGAUUUAAGGUCUUUAUUGUGCUCUCUAAAUCCGAAAAAGUUCCAUUUGAUCUGUGGCUAUGAAGAACGUUUAAAGCCCAUAGUUGAGAGCUAUUGGUUACAUUUGGGUCAAGAUUUGGAAAAACUAGAACAUCAGGGCACUAUUGUCUAUCACCUGCCUAGCAACAAAGUUCCAAAUUGGGAACCAAGUUUGUAUCCCUCAAUUAAAGUUGCUUAUCUUAGCUCAAAAUAUGCUGACUUGGUCGACCAACACUGGGCUUAUCGCUCGGCAGAUUCUAUACCUUUGAUAAGGGGAUUUAUGGAGAACAACGUUAGUGCCGGUGUUUUCGAAACCCUUGGAGAACCCUUAGCUUGGUGUCUCAGAUCUCCUCAUGGCAGCCUGUGCAACUUGCACGUUCUACCUACACAUCGUCGUAAAGGAUUGGGAUCUUUGGCAGUGCUCUUCAUGGCACAUGAGAUUAAGGCCACAGGUUCUGAAGUUCUGGCCACAGUUGUCCCCGAAAACCAGAGUUCCCGAAAAAUGUUUGAGAAAUUAGGUUUUAAAGAUACAAGCAAACUGUAUUGGGCAGUGAUGCCAUCCACACCUUAA
Molecule: messenger RNA, 850 nt
Organism: Drosophila takahashii
Lineage: Eukaryota; Metazoa; Arthropoda; Insecta; Diptera; Drosophilidae
Gene: Glyat
Product: Glycine N-acyltransferase
Molecular function (GO): acyltransferase activity, transferring groups other than amino-acyl groups
Source: RefSeq, a predicted model, not a curated record